Messenger RNA from Caenorhabditis remanei, 537 nucleotides. RefSeq lists its product as uncharacterized. Lineage: Eukaryota; Metazoa; Nematoda; Chromadorea; Rhabditida; Rhabditidae. The coding region runs from base 1 to 537 and encodes 178 amino acids. The transcript has 5 exons. The record is from RefSeq and is a predicted model, not a curated record.
AUGGACGCUAGAGUCCCGAGGAAUAAUGCGGAGAGACGUGUACGCCCAAAACUCGCAUAUCGCCCAAGAAAGCCAUAUCUCAACCCACCACCACCAUCCCAAAUGGAUAUCAUCCGCCAACAUGUAUUGAAUACAAUGCAUGAGCAAGCUGAGGCUCACGAGAGAGAAAUUGCAAAGAGGCAAUUGAUUGAAGCUAUGCAGGGGGAAACCCGUUUAAUUAAACCAAAGAAGGUUCGUAGAAAGUACCAGAUGGCUGCCUGGCGAUCAAUUGAUGACGAUGGAAAGCCAAUCGAGAACGGAGAUUUCACACCGGCAACGGCUCGUGACUUGGCAAAACUGGUGCCAGUCGAUCAAUCAGCAAUUGUGAUUUGCAAUCCGGAAAAGGCGAUUUGCAGAAUCAAGUUGAAGAAGCCAGAAGAGAAAAUCGAGACGGUUGCUAAGCCACGCUACUCCACUCCGAGUCAUACUAUCCUUUUCACCAAAAAGUACGACAAAGCGAGUGAUCUGGACAAAGUUCUGGAGGAGUUGUAUCCGUAA